Notodromas monacha is the source of this 3342-nucleotide messenger RNA. The record is from the annotation of a GenBank genome assembly. Lineage: Eukaryota; Metazoa; Arthropoda; Ostracoda; Podocopida; Cyprididae.
CGCAGGGGAUUAUUCACGUUGCGCAUCGCAAAUCGCGUGGCAUUCGAGCCCGAAGUCGUCCCGAAACUCUGCUUGACCGGAAAGGCCGUCCCUCGCAGCACGACGGUGGAAUUGUCCCGACUCGAAGUUCCGGCGGACAUGGCCCUCUGGCCCUCGUUCCACAACGGAGUGGCGUCCGGGUUGCGGAUCCGCAGUGGCGACAAAUCCAUGUGUUCCAGCUGGGUGGUGUUUAACAAGCCGCAAAUUACCCCGGGUGCCACGCCGGCAGUCGUGGCCAACACUGUGGCCCAACACGGAGGGUUUCUGCUGGCCAUGGGCCUCAACGGGCACCUGAAGCACUUGGCGUCGUUGAAUGCGCAUGAUUACUUGCGGCAGUGUAAGGAGUUGGUCACUGUCGGGAUGCUGUUGGGGAUGGGCGCGGAUUUUUGUGGGACGCAGAAUUUGAAUGUGCUGAAGUUGAUUACUUUGCACAUGGAAGCAAUGACGGUUCCAACUCCAGUGGACCUGGACAUUGCUAUGCCUGUUCAAACAGCUGCAGCAAUUAGCUUAGGAUUAUUGUACAUGGGAUCUGGGGAUGGACACAUUUCCAGGGUUUUGCUAGAAGAAAUUGGAAGGCCACCUGGACCAGAAAUGGAUGACAGCAAGGACAGGGAGUCUUACUGUCUUUCUGCUGGCCUGGCGCUUGGCAUGGUUUGUCUUGGCAGAGGAGAAGAGAUUCUUGGAGAGGGAGCUAAACGUCCUUGCUUUGAUUCCAAAACCCCUAGGACUUUGGCAGACACCCUAACCGUGACGGACUGGUUGUCGUUGCCCGCGACUGCCUACGGUUUGGACUGCGUUCGACCGGAUCUGAUCAUGCUGAGAGUGAUCAGCAGAGGCUUGAUCCUGUGGAGCAAAAUCCAGCCGAAAGAUGACUGGGUCAAGGAUCAAAUCCCGAGCUACAUCCCGAAAUGCAUCCCCAAGGUGCUGGGGGUUUUGCCUGGCGAACCCUCGACGGGUCUUCGGUUAUCGCUGACUGAUCGAUCCGUCCUGGGAGAUGAAGAGGAUGACACUGAGUUUGGGGAAACGCAGGACUUGGAGCUCAUGUCACAAGCGUACUGCAACGUGGUAGCCGGAAGUUGCCUGGUGAUGGCGAUGAGAUUCGCCGGAAGCGGCGACAAGACCGCCUUUGAAGUGAUUUACAGGUACGCCAAGGCGUUUCUCAAGCUUGUCGGCCGACAGAAUCCCGCACUUCGAUUACAAUCCGACUUUAUUCAUCGAGCGACUGUGAUGAAUUGCGUAGGAGUGCUUACGUUGAGUCUAGGUGUCCUUAUGGCCGGCACGGGGGACUUGAAGUCACUCAAGGUGUGUCGGGCGAUUCAUUUCAAGACUGCCCUGAGGCAUUUGAUCGUCAUGGCUGCGGAGCCGCGACAUCUGGUGCCGUUCUUGGUCCCGUCUGUUCACGUGGAAGACGAUUCCGGGAUGCCGGUGUCGGCCAAAUUGUUUGUGGUUUGCCGACCGGACGGUCAUUUGGUUGGCAGUGACAAGUCGCAGGGAAUUGUUCAGUUGCCCGGGCUUCUGCCCGAACUGGACACUGUGGAGAGCAUCAAGCUUGUCGGGAAGCGGUUCUGGAGCUACGGUUUUGAGCGAGGCAAACCCAGCUGGGAUUUACUCAUGGACAUCAUGAGGAAAAGAUCGGGAUACACGCCUGUGCAAGCCAGACAAGGUGCGGAAACGUACGAAAUCGAUCCAUCGGGAUUCCGAUCGCGGAAAGCAGCGUUGCUGACCUCCAGUCACGGCGUAACUUGGACUUAUCAAAGUUGUGAUGUGAGCGCAUUCCUCGGGUUGCCUGGGAUCGCGGAAAUACCCGAAUUCAUCCUGGGUUCGGCAUCACCCGAAGACGCGGAUGCCAAAGAAAGGGCCGAACACGAUCGAAUAACCACGUUGUUUUUCGAGUACGUGACUCAAGGCAGGAUCAUCGCCUUUGGUGAUGCUUUAAUGCUUAGCAAUAUCGCGAGAAGUUUGAAGGACGGUUGCAGCAAGAAGGACUUUUGCUCUCAGUUGACGGUGUGCACGAGGCUCCGGCAGAUGUCGCUCGCCAUCGCGUAUCAUCUUCAAGCCCUGAGGCAUUUGAUCGUCAUGGCUGCGGAGCCGCGACAUCUGGUGCCGUUCUUGGUCCCGUCUGUUCACGUGGAAGACGAUUCCGGGAUGCCGGUGUCGGCCAAAUUGUUUGUGGUUUGCCGACCGGACGGUCAUUUGGUUGGCAGUGACAAGUCGCAGGGAAUUGUUCAGUUGCCCGGGCUUCUGCCCGAACUGGACACUGUGGAAAGCAUCAAGCUUGUCGGGAAGCGGUUCUGGAGCUACGGUUUUGAGCGAGGCAAACCCAGCUGGGAUUUACUCAUGGACAUCAUGAGGAAAAGAUCGGGAUACACGCCUGUCCAAGCCAGACAAGGUGCGGAAACGUACGAAAUCGAUCCAUCGGGAUUCCGAUCGCGGAAAGCAGCGUUGCUGACCUCCAGUCACGGCGUAACUUGGACUUAUCAAAGUUGCGAUGUGAGCGCAUUCCUCGGGUUGCCUGGGAUCGCGGAAAUACCCGAAUUUAUCCUGGGUUCGGCAUCACCCGAAGACGCGGAUGCCAAAGAAAGGGCUGAACACGAUCGAAUAACCACGUUGUUUUUCGAGUACGUGACUCAAGGCAGGAUCAUCGCCUUUGGUGAUGCUUUAAUGCUUAGCAAUAUCGCGAGAAGUUUGAAGGACGGUUGCAGCAAGAAGGACUUUUGCUCUCAGUUGACGGUGUGCACGAGGCUCCGGCAGAUGUCGCUCGCCAUCGCGUUCAUGCAACAAGUUCUGCCCGAUUCCAAGCGGACCAAGCAGCUGGUGGAAGACUUUGAAGACGAUGCUGACGUUGUUCAGGAUGUGCCGUUGGUCACUGAUGCUGCUGGCACUGCCUUGAGAUCCCUGGCCUCGGACUCUGUCGACGGCUGGCGAAAAGAAUUGUUGCCGUAUUUGCGAAGCUAUUUCGGCUGGGAAUCGAAGGCAUCCACGACAGGUGUGACGAUGGAGAUGUCGACGGAAAUCAGUCCUGAUUUCAGCAUGAAACUUGCCAUGUUUCUCGAGUUUUACCGAUUACCUUUUGUGCCGCCAUCGAGCAUGAAGGGUGAACCGAGUGCGUGGGAAUGGCCAGAGUGGAGAAGAACAGGGGUGAUGGAAAAAAUGAAUAUCGGGGUUGCGUUGGACCUAUACAACGAAGCUAUCCUGUGUUCCGAAUCAACAAAGUGAUGCUUUUCCCGCGUGCGCAUUCAAAAUGAAAAAUUUUUUUACGAUUUUUUUUCACGUGAAAUAAAAUUUUGACAUGCGCUCCUUGAA